This is a messenger RNA of Galleria mellonella (greater wax moth), 9872 nucleotides long. Its product is annotated as serine/arginine repetitive matrix protein 1. The transcript is spliced from 15 exons. Bases 353 to 1930 code for a protein of 525 amino acids. The record is from RefSeq and is a predicted model, not a curated record. NCBI's taxonomy places the organism in Eukaryota, Metazoa, Arthropoda, Insecta, Lepidoptera, Pyralidae.
UAAUGUCAAAAUAAAUCGACCAAUAAACACUGAAAUUAUUUGCAAAUAAUUAUCGACACUGACUGACAGUGACAGCUAGCCUAGAGAAAGGCGUAGAAAAGAAAAGCAGGCAAAACAAAAUGGCCGAUGUUUCGAGCAAGGUGUGUCGCGGAUACUAACGAGUUGAAAUCGGCGAUAUACCAUUGAUUUACAGUGAAAAAGUUCUGGUGUUUAUUACUGCUGCGGCGCUGCGGGCAUCGCGUCGGCCCCGUCGCGUGGCACCGCCGCCCGCGCCCUGGGGCUUCGCCCCCGCGUCUCGCCGCGCGCGUUUGGAGCCCUCGCUCCAGCUGAAUCGUGAGCGGAGCGCUAAAGGAUGUCGUCCCGCAGGAAUGGCUCGGUGUCCCGGGCCGCGGAGACGGCCUCGAAGAACAGACUGCACAUGGACAGGAACCCGCAGCAUUCGAGGAUCACUGAUCCGUCUAAUCCGGCCGGACGUCGUAAGGAGAUAGACAACGUGAUGAAGAGAGCCCGCCAGGCGUCCCCUGGCAGCUGGGACAGGAAGCUUCUGGAAGUCGAGGAGAAAGAUCCCAAUAGAUGGCGCCACACGGGCUACAAGCAGAUGUACCUGGACGGCUCGGGUUCAGUGUCACCCAGGCGGUCUAGGUCGCCCGUGGCCGGACGCAGGUCUAGGUCUCCGCUGGUAGGGCGCCGCUCGCGGUCCCCUGUGCGGCGUUCGCCGAGGAAGUCUCGCUCGCGGUCCCUUCGCCGGAGCCCCCGUCGAAGCCCUCGCCGCAGCCCUAUUAGACGCAGUUCCCCGGCCGUAAGACGUCGUUCGCCGCGUGCGGGUGGCCGCUCACCCGCCGCGGGAGGACCGCGGCCGCGGGCCCGGCCGCCGCCCGCCCGCGGCCCGCCGUCGCGUCACGCCCGCCCGCCAUCCCCUCCAUCCCCCAGGAAGUCGUCGCCUUCUGGAUCGUCGAUGAGCAGCUGCUCGGACGAGUCGUGCUCGGUGUGCUCCGCCAAGAAUAAGAAGACGGCGCCGCCGCCGCAGAAGCCCGUCAAGCCGAGGGUGUCCCCGCCUGGUCCGGCUCCAAGCGCGGCGAAUCGCAAGCGACCACCGCCUACUGCUAGAGCUGUGCAACCUACCAGGGAGUUGCUGAAGGCCAGGGAGGCCAGCAAACGCAGCAGAGAGGAGAAGGUGUUGGAAUGGCAACGCUCCCAAAUGGCGGUCCGCCCGCCGCCGCUGGCCGCCGCGCACAUCAAGCGCGAGGGCGAGCGGCGGCCGCCGUCCACGUCGGGCGCCGCCGCCGCGCCCGCCGCCGCCGCCGCCGCCGCCGCCGCAGCGGCCGCAGCGGCCGGCAGCGGGCGGCGGCCGCGCGGGGACCGGCCGCCCGGCGAGCGCGGCGUGUCGCCCGCCGCCAUCGCCGCCGCGCUCGCCGACAGCGACAGCGACAGCGAGUCCGAUGCCAGCUCGGAGCCGCAGCCGCAGAGGUUGACACUGUCGGAGCGGUUCGGCAAGAUGGCGCAGUGGUCGGCGGACCGGUCGGCGCGGCUGGAGAACAUGCGCAUCACGCGGCGCGAGGCCACGCUGCACGUGCGCAUCGAGCGCCCCACCGGCGACGAGCCGCCUGCGCUCGCCGCGCUGCCGCCGCACGCUGACCCCUACCCUGGAUUGGAGCCUGCGCCGGUGGGCAGCUACCCCGAGGAGCUGCUGGCUGCAGCACCAGGCGGGCUGCCCUCCUGGGACGACGUGAGGGUACGCUACGACUACUACAAGAAGAGGGGAUACCUCAGAGGGCUGACCCUCGGAGACUAUGUGAAGUGGGAGGAGUGGUGGUACAAGUACCAGGAGUGGCUGAAGAGGGAGCGCGCUUACGAGCGCUGGGCUGAAGGCGAGGUUGGCAUGGUCCGUCGCGAGCGUCGCAAGCGCGGCGGCAAGCACCGGCGCAGCUGAGGACGCGCCGCCCCCGCCGCCGUCCUCGUGGUGGACCUGGCGGCGGGGGCGGCGGGCGCCUCGCGCUAGUCCGCCCCGUGCUGAUUGUCUAUGUCCGAAGAUAUAGUGAGAAGCAUGGAUCCCUGUGUUUAGACAAUAAAUAUGUGUGUAUCACUGUGACAGUGUCGGUGAAAUUUUAAACUAUUCAUAAAUAGGUAUUAGGAACAAAUUUAACUAUUAUAGUUAAGGUGUCAUCCGCUAUGUUAAAGUGUAACAAAAUAAAAAAAAAAAAGUUUUUAAUAGUGAUAACAGAAUGGUAACCUCGCCUGCGCUAUCGGUAUACGCUGGCAGGGCACCAGUGAAGGAUGAUAGGUUAGGAUGAACGGUCUGUUACCACAUCGUGAUCAUUAGUUUUCAAUACCUAAAGGCCCUCCUGACUUACUCAAGUCUCCUAAUAAAGAAACGUGGUAGUAAUGGAUUGUUAGUAAUGGGUCUAUCAGGGGGAUUUCCACGCGGUUCCCCCUGGAAACCGUCGUGGUCAAUGCUCGUUGAAUUCGUCACGAUGGGCUAACUGACCUGUUUUCAUUCUCACCUAUCAUCCUUCACUGGUGCCCCGCCGGUGUAUACCGAUAGCGCAGGCGGGGUUACCAUUGCAUUAUCAUACAUUAAAAAAAAAAUUCUUAGACAAUGGAUUUGUUGCUUGAGAAUAACUUAGUCUUUUAUUUUGUUAGAUUUUAUUAAAGCGGUUAUUGAUUUAAGAUUUUUGUCUAUGUAAUUUUAUUAAAUAAGACCAAUGUGGAUAUAUAGUCAUUCUAUGCCCCACCUCUGUAAUAUUGACGUAUUUAGAGGGGGAAGAGAUCCAUAUUGUAUUUUGAGAUAGAUUUAAAAGUGUAACUGGUUGAGUUUCUCACGGGCUCUUCUUAACAGAUAACAACUUUCCGAACCCUGCAGUAGAUUAAAACAAUAAUGACGAUUUAAAAGUGCUUGUAAACAAGUGUAUUUGAUUAAAGAUGAUUUGGAUUCGAAUUGGAGAUGCUCUGUAAACAAAAUACAUUUUAAUAAGUCAUAUUAUUUGUAAUGUCCUAGUUUCUAGUAUUGACACGUGAUUGUACAUAGUUAAUGUAAUUCAAGCCCCCCAUACUAACUCGACAGCUGGACACGUCGCGUCAGUAUGGGAUGUUCGACGUUUCUCGCCCCCUUCUCGCCGUUUCUCGGGCCUUCUCGCCGUUUCUCGGCCCUUCUCGCCGUUUCUCGGCCCGUGCUCCUUUGAUUAACAUGUUCAGUUUCGUCACAGACAUAAUUCUUUCAAUUUUCAAAAAUAAUUGAGGAAUUUUUAAUAUUUCUGACUAAUAAAUACUGCACUAGAUUACGCGCUAAACAUUUUCUCUCCUAACUACACCAAGCCAUGGUUGCAUGAGAUCUCUUACAGAGACGAACCCACCUUUGCUAACAAGUUGUAAAUAUAUAAUUUAAAAAGUGCUCUUUAUACGAACUAAAAUGUAUUUUGACUCUUCGACUUUCCCCAUGCGAGGUCGGGGAAUGCAGCUAGUAUGUCUAUGUAAAUUCGAAACGUUAAAUAAACGACUCGAAAACGGCUGGACCAAUUCAGUUCUUUUUUUUUUUUUUAUAACAAUUUUUUUUUCGAUAAUAGUUUGUACGAAAAGAAAAAAUGUUAAAAUGUGUUUUGUUCACAUUAAUAGUGCAUUGUUUGUUAGUAUUGUAUUACAUUUGUAUUACACGUGUAUGAGAGCCAAUUAACACUUCAUACAUACGUUAUAAUCACAAUAGAACUUGACGGGAAUGUAAAUGAAUGAAUAAUGAUGUAUGACUCCACUAUAAAACAGUCUGCCUGAUGUCCAACAACAGGGAAUGAAAUUCCGAACUUUCGGGCUUAAUUUCGUGUUUUUGUUCGUACCUAAAUCGACCCAGUAAAUGGAGCUUAACGUUUCAUUCAUCAUAAAUCCUAUCCUAAUAGUCCAGAGGAACGAUAUUUUAACAUUUUUAAUAAUUUUAAACGGCAUGUAUCAUGUAAUUUUAACAUCAAAUUUCUAUUUCGUUCGUCCCCGAAAUUUCGGAAAAUAUUUCAUGGUAGGCCCUCAGUACGGUAGAAUCUCGAUUAUCCGGAAUUCGAUUAUUCGGACUUAUUCUUCACGUCUCCAAUAAUCGAUUUAGAAAUGGUAUUAUGUAUUGGGUAAAUAGGUAUUAUUUAAUCCGUUAUUUUUAUAGCUCGUAAUUAUUUUUUUUUUAUAUCGUAUUGUCUAAACGAUGUAUGUAUAAAUAACCCUUUACAUAAUACAAAAAUAAUAAAAUUUAUAGGUUUUAACUUUAAAAUCGAUUAUUCGGAAUACCGCUGGUUUUAUUUGAUUCGAAUAAUCGAGAUUCUUCUGUACUAAUUAAAAGGCGACCAAUCGACUGGACGUCUCGACCCGUCACUGAUUACACUCGGUGAGUGCUCCCGGGGUGGUCACAACGGGACACGGUUACGUUUUAAUCAAGUUUUAUUUAAAAUAUUACACCUCUAGUUAUACAAAUCAUAAUUAUGUUGACUCAUACAAAUGUAUGUAAUGUAGCAAUAUCCUCAGGAAUGGCAACGCAUGGGCGGUAUCAUGGGCGAAACAGUACACUCUGUUAGGUCCAUGGUACUGCUCACGUCUAUAGGCGACGGUUACCACUUUCCAUCAGGUGGGCCGUCAGCUUGUUUGCCAUUCUAAGUUGUAUAAAAAGCAAAAAAAUAAUAAUGUUAGUAUAAUAACCCCUUGUAUAUUAGUAAGUUUUAGUUUUUACCAAAAUGAGUUUGGUAAAUGUAAGGAUUUUUUUUUAAAGUCACUUUUCGCCCCUUUUGCUAAGAUUUAACCCAACCUAACCCAUCCUUCUUUCACUGAUUCACUGGUGCUCUGCCAGCGUAUCCUGUUAGCGCAGGUGGGGUUACCAUACCAUUUUCACUCAUCAAAAAAAACCCAUCCUUCUAAUCAACCAGCUCGCAACUAAAUAUGAUAUAUAUAUAUAUAUAUAUAUAUAUAUAUAUAUAUAUUUUACGUCUGAUGUAAAUUGUAAAUUAAAUUUUUUUUUUACUUUCCCUAGAGUUUUUCAAUAAUGAGUUUGUAAUUCAUAAUAUACUUUUUAAUUUAAUAGUAUAAUUAAUAAUAUCUUGUAAUUGUAUGGGUGACUAAAAUAUAGUUGAUUUUACAUAAUUUAAUAAUCAUACAAUUUCAUUAUAAAAUUUUUAAAUAUUCAUGAAAUUAAAGAAUGUUAGGCAAAUUGUUUCUACAUCAUCACUGCUGUUAUUUCUUCACUGAUGAAUGCUCCUAGGUCCCCACCUAUUGAAAAGACUUUUUUUUAUGGGUGAAAAUGGUAUGGUAACCCCGCCUGCGCUAACGGGAUACGCUGGCGGGGCACCAGUGAAGGGUGAUAGGUGAGAAUGAAAACAGGCCAGUUAGCCCAUCAUGAUGAAUUCAUCAGGAAUUAACCAUGAUAGUUUCCAGGGAGAGCCGCGAGGAGGUCGACCUGGUUGGGUAUAUUGCUAGCAACGGGAUUUUCGCUCUCCAUUACUAACAAUCCCUUUCUCCUUUAUUGAAAAGACUAGUACUACGCCAGUGGUUGCCACGCUUAGCAGGCGGGUUGGCAAUCGUAAUUAAGUUUCGAAGUGACUGCAUUUGAUUUCAGCAAGAACUGAAAUUAAAAAAGGUAUGACUUUUUAAUUUCUAAUCUGUGCCAACCCUAAAUGCACUUUUUUAAUGGAUGAUCAGGGAAUGGUAGCUGCGCCUGCGCUAACGGUAUACACUGGCGGGGUACUAGACACUGGUACUGGCAUGAGUACACCUGGAAUUCAGCACGAUGGUUUCCAUGAGGGACCACGAGCGGGUCGACCUAACAGUGUAUAUUGCUAGCAAUGGGGCAGACAGUCCGUUUUAUUAACAAUACCACCCCAUCCCCCCUAUCCCCCAUCCCCCCUAUCCCCAAUCCCCCCUAUCCCCCAUCCCCCUAUCCCCCAUCCCCACUCCCCCUAUCCCCAUCCCCCCUAUCCUCCAUCCCCAUCCCCCCUAUCUCCCCAUCCCCCAAUUAUAUGUUCACUCAACUAUUGGUCGUUCAUUUUAGUUACUUCAUAUAAUGUAUAUUAAUAUUUAGAAAUAGUACACAGGGUAAUAUCAGAAUGGAAAGCAAUUGUUCCAAGGGAGUGUUCCACCGGCGAUACUGAAUAUGUACACCGGUGUUUCCCAAUGUGGGGCCCACGCCCCACAGUCGGGACAAUUUGAUAGUUGAAGGGGACAAAUAAAAAAUAGACUCGAAGCGAUUUUAACCCCCUUGCUCCGGGCCAUUUAAAUGCAACGCUACGAGUAGACAUCGGUGCCAAAUUUAACAAAAAAAGUUAAUUUAAAAAAAAAAGCUGUAAAUAUUUAUUAGGUAAAAUUUCGUUUGACGUUACCAAAAUAUUAACUGGGCAAUAAGAGCCGUCGAGUAAACUUUACCGGAAAAAAUUAUGUAUAAAAAUUUUAGAAAUGUUCAAGUGGGGCAUGCCACCAAAAAGGUUGGGAAACACUGGUGUACACCAAAGGGGCACGCGCCAAGAAACGGCGAGAUAUGUCGAGCUCUCCAUACUUACUCGAGAACUGGACGUGUUAGUAUGGACGAUCCAACUUAUAUUGUUUAAAAAAAAAAUAUUCUCUUACCGGUAGAACACUCCAAAAAUUUUAAAUUACAUGGUACAGAGGCAUAACACCUUAGCCCUCAGCAAUGGCAACGUGUGGAGACAUCAUGAGCGACACAGUAUGCACUGCUAUGUCCAUGGUGCUGUUUAUGUCUACAUGACGGUUACCACUUUCCCAUACAGGUGGGCCGUCAACUCGUUUGCCAUUUUAAGGAGCGUUAAAAAAUACAUUUUACCCUGUUUUAAAAUAAAUUAAUAUAAAAUUAGGUCAUAGUGCUUUUAAGCUAUAUAUUGUAGUGUUGACUUCCAAACGAUGUCCUAUAAUUAUAGCACAGAAAAGUGGAUAUCACAGUAUAUAUACUGUGCAGUCCACACAGCAGCUAUACUAAUAGUUUAAGUAAUUGUAAUGUAUUAAAUACAUAGUGUAUUAACGAUUGAAAUUGCAUCGAUUGGUAGCCAACAUUUCCAAUCGCAUUAACAUUGUUAAUGUAAAAAAAAAAGUAAAAAAAGAUUAAAAAUUAUUAAUUAAUAACUAAUAUAGUAAGUAAAUACGUUUGUAUAUAAUAUACGUGGAUAAUCUCAAGUCGUAAUUGUAUUUAUUAUUAGUGACAUAGAAUUUAGUUGUAUAUUAUAACGUAUCGAAUACGGUGUGAUAGUGUAUUUGUGUAUUCAAUCGAACGGCGAUUCCCUAAAAUAACAAACACUACGUGAUUGACAGUCGUUGAAAAAAUGGUAUUAACCCUUUCCAUUCCAAUGUCGAGUGUUACUCGAUAUUGAUUUUGUUCCACUAGCUCCACUGUCGAGUGACACUCGACAUUGAUUUUGUUCCACCAUCUCCACUGUCGAGUGACACUCGACAUUGAUUUUGUUCCACCAGCUCCACUGUCGAGUGACACUCGACAUUGAUUUUGUUCCACCGGCUCCACUGUCGAGUGACACUCGACAUUGAUUUUGUUCCACCAUCUCCACUGUCGAGUGACACUCGACAUUGAUUUUGUUCCACCAGCUCCACUGUCGAGUGACACUCGACAUUGAUUUUGUUCCACCAUCUCCACUGUCGAGUGACACUCGACAUUGAUUUUGUUCCACCAGCUCCACUGUCGAGUGACACUCGACAUUGAUUUUGUUCCACCAUCUCCACUGUCGAGUGACACUCGACAUUGAUUUUGUUCCACCAGCUCCACUGUCGAGUGACACUCGACAUUGAUUUUGUUCCACCGGCUCCACUGUCGAGUGACACUCGACAUUGAUUUUGUUCCACCAGCUCCACUGUCGAGUGACACUCGACAUUGAUUUUGUUCCACCGGCUCCACUGUCGAGUGACACUCGACAUUGAUUUUGUUCCACCAUCUCCACUGUCGAGUGACACUCGACAUUGAUUUUGUUCCACCAGCUCCACUGUCGAGUGACACUCGAAAUUGAUUUUGUUCCACCGGCUCCACUGUCGAGUGACACUCGAAAUUGAUUUUGUUCCACCAGCUCCACUGUCGAGUGACACUACAUAGUGUAAUACUUUUUGCGGACAAUUUUAAAAAAAGGUGGGAUUUUUUUAUACUAAAAUUUUUGAUAAAGCCAUCUCACACUUAUUACGAAACGUGGCAACAGCGCUGAUUUCUACAAGUGUCACCGAUUGCACUGUUAUACAGAAUUAUUAUAAAUGCUAAUUUUAGCGUGGAGCUGGUGGAGUAAAAAGAAAAAAUGGCUUGGACUGGAAAGGGUAGUAUGAUUGCUUUGGUAUUGAUAGAUGGAUUAAAUGCACUUUUUUCUAUAAAAUAUUGCCAUUUGGGAUAUAGUGAGUAUCAGCAUUUGCUUCCACAUUCAUCAUCAUCGUCAUAUCAGCCGUUAACUGUCCACUGCUGAACAUAAGCCUCCUAUUGGGAGAUUUUGCCAGUAGUUGCCAUGUUUGGCAGGCGGUUCGGCAACCGCAGUAUGACUUUGGUAAUGUUUUAAGAGGGACGCUGCUGAACCUUGGACUUUAGUUUCUUAGUCGUCUUACGACAUGCACGGAAAAGGAAGGGGUGGCCCAUUCCAAGCCAGGACUGCGUGGUUUCCUAAUUGCUUUUCAGUAAUAAAAAAAUAUGUCAAAAAUUUAUAUAAAUAAGUUUUCGGUCAUCGUAACCCUUUGCUGUUAAACAGUUUGGCCGAAAUAUUUCCGAUUGAAUUAUUAUUAACGGAUGUAUUUCCGAUUGGAUUGUAAUUUGUACGAUAGGUCUUCCUAUUUGUAUCGCUAUAAUGAUAUCGUUCAGUCGACGAAUAGACUUUCGCAUUCUCGUCCACUUCUUUUCAUCUCAAUAUCGGCGAUUGAUUCGAUUGAACAAUUUUAUUGGCGAUUGAAUAAGUAUGUGGAUCAUAAUGCUGGAUUCAUAUGUUUGAACCAAUCACAAUUACAAACGUUUUGGGAUUUGAUUUUGUAUGUUCGUUUGGGUAAUGUGUAUGUAGUGUUCUUAGUAGAAUUGUUAUAUUUUAACUCUUUUUUUUUUUUUUUUUUAUAUAUACGCAUAAAAUCUGCUAACUCUUUUAAACUAAUAAAUUUAAUUUAAAAGGUGGUGUUAAUUUGUAUAGAAAGUGUAUUUAAGGGCUUUAGGUAUUUGGAAAACGUGUAAAUCCAGCGUGAAGCCUAGUUCAGAUUGCUUCAAUGGAGUUAGUCGCUCAAAUUGAUAACUCCUUGACUAAAAUCGAAUAAUUAAUCGUGAAUAAUUUGUAUUAAGUUUGAAAUACAUUUGUGACUACCCUCCCGAUCUAUGGUGGGUGUAAAGGUAACAAGUACCAGAGGGAGACUGUACAAAAGUCGUUUGCUUGGAUACCUCUGUCCCAUUCGUGUUUCUACCGUAAAGCAGUUGUGUUUGCAUGGCUGUGUUUCGGUUUAAAGGAUGGGAUAUGGCAGUGAAUUUACAGGGUACAGAGGAAUAACACCUGAGUCCUCAGGAAUGGCAACGCAUGGAUGGUAUCAUGGGCGAAACAGUAUACUCUGUUAUGUCCACGGUACUGCUCAUGUCUAUAGGCGACUGUUACCACUUUCCAUUAGGUGUGCCGUCAGCUUGUUUGCCAUGCUAAGUUGUAUAAAAAAAGUACAUUUUGAGAGUAAUACCCCAUUCACAAAGUGAGUGUCGCUGCCACCAAGUUUGUUUUUAUGGUGUUGGUAGUAUUGCAUUAGUUUUUAGUACAAAUCGUACCAUAUUGCUUCUGUACUUGCCGCCUCUGUAAUGUUAGAUUUAACAUUUUUAUGUUAACCGUUUAAUAUUUGUAUCGGAGAUCAAUAAUUAUAUUAGAUAUAAACUAAUCAUGUCUUAGUAUAUAGAAAUAAAUUUAUUUAUAAAA